Molecule: messenger RNA, 1621 nt
Organism: Acanthaster planci (crown-of-thorns starfish)
Lineage: Eukaryota; Metazoa; Echinodermata; Asteroidea; Valvatida; Acanthasteridae
Product: COMM domain-containing protein 6-like
Molecular function (GO): NF-kappaB binding
Source: RefSeq, a predicted model, not a curated record
AUUACUUGCCGACAUCACAUGUUGUAUAUUGAGUUGGACUACGUAAAAUUUUGACAAAGUUUCGCGAGGAUUUGCUGGGCCAACCUGGACGUGGAAUGAUGAGGCAUGCAGUUUUUCAAACAGUACCGGAGGGCUUCUUCAAUGCUGUGGAACUCCUAAACCAAUUGCCAUCUGACCUGUUAACAGAACUCUGCCACCAAGUCAUUGCAUUCCUGCAGUGUUCAAAGGGUCUUGUCAGUGCCACCCAGUUUCUUGAAAAGCUGCAUGAAGCUAAUGUACAUAGCUGUGAACAAGCUGUACUGGGAGCCAUCAAUGCUCUAACAUUUCUUUUUAGAUCAGCAGCAAGGGAAAAGGUUUCUGCAGAUGACUUAGUGAAGGAACUUAAACAGAGCCUUGUAUGGUCGGACACUUGUCAAGACAUUGUCAAGGAAGUGUGGAUAGAGAAGGGUCAAUCUUUGAGCUCUAGUGAGGUGGUCCACAGAGUCUUGAGUGUAGGCCAGCUAGUAGACAUGCAGUGGAAGCUGGGUGUGGCUAUGACAUCUGGCAUCUGCAGGAGUCUCAAUUCUACCUUUGUAAUGAUGACCCUCAAGAUUGCUGAUCCGUCAGGCAAGGUCACUACCAAGUCAUUAGAGAUGACCGUAGCUGAAUUUAAGAAUUUCUCCAAGCAAAUGCGUGAGAUGGCAGCUAUGUUAGAGAUGAUAUGAAAAGCAAGUUCGUGCCUCCUUUGCAACUUACCACAGAAAUUCCUUUAAUACCACAGCUGAAGUUGGGAAGGAGUUAAAUACUCUAAUAUAAUGAUAUUAGAUGAAAAAAGAUGAUAUUAGAGAAAAUAUCAGUGACAAAGCCAUUAAACCAUUGACAAGUUUAACCAGUGUUGAUCCCUCGCACUUUUCAACAAUGAAUGCUUUGGCAUUAGCCAAAAAUCAAAGUAUCCAAGAGUGAAAAGAGUGGGAGAACAUUGGAUGGCACAUGCAAAAAGCUCAGAUUACAUUCUAAACAGAUGACUUCUGUCUUCAGACUAUCAUUGCUGUAAGAUGGAAGUUUUUUAGACAGAAAUACUCAAAUAUUACAUUUCUGAUACUGUCCACCCCGAGUUGAAGUGCACCCCUAAGCGGCAAAAGAAAGACAGGAGGAUGUAAGUUUUUUAAGCAGGUUCUUGCACACAUUCUGCUUGUACGCAAAGACCAUACAUAAAGGAAUAAAUUUGUUACACGUACUCAUUGUUCUCUACGUCAAACAUGCCACUGAUCUCUUUUUUGGGGUAUUCACCGCAUAGGCGUGCGUUUAUAAAUGCGUGCCUAUGCAGUGACUACCAAAAAACACACCCUCUUUUAUUCCGCUUGGAGCAGAUAGUGUGCGAUAGUAAUGAGGUCUCAGAUUUAUUUAGUAAUCUUAUCUGUGUACUACAUCCAUCUAAGCAUCAUGUUUUCUAGUUCUAUUCCCACCUAACCAGUUAAGGUUUUAGGAGUACAUUUGGCACAAACAAAUGGACUAGGCCUUUUAAUUUUUGUUGUACUCAUUUGUUUUUUUCCCACAAUAUCUGAAGAAUACAGGCAGAAUUACCCACCUUUGAAAAAUCAUUCAGAAAGCAAAAACCAGUAGUUUGAUCACAAAAUAUGGA